Molecule: messenger RNA, 1487 nt
Organism: Sodiomyces alkalinus F11
Lineage: Eukaryota; Fungi; Ascomycota; Sordariomycetes; Glomerellales; Plectosphaerellaceae
Exons: 1
Coding region: 39-1487 (482 amino acids)
Biological process (GO): snoRNA localization; maturation of LSU-rRNA from tricistronic rRNA transcript (SSU-rRNA, 5.8S rRNA, LSU-rRNA); box C/D snoRNP assembly
Cellular component (GO): nucleus; pre-snoRNP complex
Source: RefSeq, a predicted model, not a curated record
GCACUGCGAAAUAAUAUUCAUUUGCGAGGACGCCAAACAUGCCUCCCUCGUCUGCCAGUGCCGAUCCUCUUCUAACAUCCCUCUGCGCCAUCUGCCACAUCCAACCCCCAAAGUACAAAUGCCCAGCCUGCGCCCUCCGAACAUGCUCCCUGGCAUGCAGCCGCAAGCACAAAGCCUGGUCCUCCUGCUCGGGCGUUCGCGAUCCCACCGCCUACAUCCCUCCUUCGAAGCUCAAAACCCCGGCCGGAAUUGAUCACGACUACAACUUCCUCUCCGCCAUCGAACGCGCCCGCCAGCGAUCUGAACGCGAAAUCGUCGAGGAGCGCCACCUAUUGACCGAAAACCAACUGCGUUCCGUCGACGCGCAAACUGUGAAAUGGCGCCGCGGCAAGGACGGCGUGAAACGAAAAGUGCUCGUCGCUCGACCCCAGCGCGGAUCAGGACCCGCAGGCGGGAGGCCCGAACUGUCGAAGCAGAUGCAGAAGAGGCUGGCGACGUUCGGUAUCGACGUCCGUAGGGUGCCGUUGGGAAUGACCAGACAAAAGGAGAACGGGACCCAUGUCCACAAGGCAUCGGGCCGAAUCAACUGGCAGGUCGAAUGGCUGUUGUUCGAGAGCGCCGCCGAUACUGCACACGACGUCCAGGAACCCAAGUGGAACAAGACCCGAAUCAUGAACAAGGUCAUGGACGACUGCCCUUUGUAUGUGGCGUUCGCUCAAGCUCAAGCUGUCCAGAUGAAUAGACUCCGCAAAGAAAGUCAACAGACGCGAGACAUGACUGGAGCUUCCUCGAACCACCCGCCCUCGUCAAGAACACGCCACAAGCCUCCAUCAGGCAACCCGGUCGAUGUUUCGCAGGACCCUGUGACUGGCAGCUGGUCUGCGGGGUAUCAUUCCUUCCAACCUUAUCCGGACACCGCCUGGAAAUCACGCUCAGGAAACGCGCCCUUCACUGGCGUGAAAGUUGUUGAAACGGCCGAAGUAUCCAAGUUCAAGUUUUAUCUGCCGUCGGGUUUACCCCCUGCAACUCAACAUAACAAAACCGUCGCCCAUCCAGUGGACCCCACCGUCACCCUCGCAGAAGCCCUUCGCGAUACGACCGUCGUCGAAUUUCCAACCCUAUACGUUCUCCCAAGUUCCCAGACACUGCCCCCUACCUACUUCGCCUGCCCCAAAUCGUCUCGGCGGAACCAGGCGGGAAACGAGACGAACCAACGAGGACGAAAUGAUGGGGUUCUACAAGCGAACCGCAAAAGGUCACACCAUGCCCUCGAGGAGGGUGAGGUAGCAAGCGACGAUGACGACGAAGAAACGGGACCGAGUGGAAGCUUAAGCAGUGAAGAAGACGCCGAUAUCCUGGUAGAGGAAAUCCUUGGAGAAGAGGACGACGACGACGAGGAGGAGGAGGAGGGUGAUAAUGAUGAUACGACGAGCAGCUCUGGCUCCGACAUUAGCAGCGAUGAAAGCGAGACCUCCGCCGCGACUUGA